AUGGAUGGUAUAUCCAACCUUCCGGUAAACGGGUGCCAAAACUACGAUCUUUCUGAACCGACCGAGAAACUACAGGCUGUUUUUACCUCCCCUUGGAAUGGAAUGAUGUUAGAUAAUGCUGCUAGUUAUGACCUUAAUAGUGUGCAACACCAUCUUAGAGAAACCGAUCCCCCCAUACCAUCGAUAGGUCAGGUGAAAAAAGCCCUUAAUACAUUAAAGGUGAAGAAGGCGACUGGCAUUGAUGGAAUCCCUGCGUGGUUCCUAAAGCAGUAUAGUGAAGACUUAGCUCCCGUAGCACAUAACAUCAUCACGAGCAGUAUAAUUCAAUGUAAAUACCCCACCUUGUACAAACAAGCUCUAAUAACCCCUGUGCCUAAAACUACUCCACCAAAAAAUAUUGAAACUGAUUUUCGUCAAAUUUCUGUGCUUCCACAGAUAGCUAAAGUGCUGGAAAAGAUUCAAUUGCAACUAAAUUGUGCAGACCUAACAUUAAAAAACAACCAACAUGCAUUUCUCAAGGGCCGUUCUACAACCUCAGUAUUGACUGAAAUGUCCCAAAAUAGUUUGACGAAACCGAAAACACUGCGCACGGCAGAAAAGGCAUCCAUGCCAUUUUCAUUGACUUUAGCAAAGCGUUUGAUUUGGUGGACCAUCGAAUCCUCCUUUCUAAAUUGGCCUCUAUGA
Messenger RNA from Paramuricea clavata, 684 nucleotides. NCBI's taxonomy places the organism in Eukaryota, Metazoa, Cnidaria, Anthozoa, Malacalcyonacea, Plexauridae. The record is from the annotation of a GenBank genome assembly.